Messenger RNA from Alosa alosa (allis shad), 1312 nucleotides. RefSeq lists its product as uncharacterized. The transcript has 2 exons. Bases 62 to 859 code for a protein of 265 amino acids. NCBI's taxonomy places the organism in Eukaryota, Metazoa, Chordata, Actinopteri, Clupeiformes, Clupeidae. The record is from RefSeq and is a predicted model, not a curated record.
CUUCGGUUUAUGUUUGACGGGAUUCAAAUAAGAUACAGUGCUGCAACAAAAGAAGGAGACAAUGGUAAAAUUGCAAAGCAAGCAUGGUGCAACUUUGCAUACGCUUGAGGAUUUGAGGAAAUCCGGAUUUGGGCGACCUUCUCCAAGACAUGGCUUACAACUCCUCUACUGGUUUGUCAAUGACGGUUUGGAGUUUGAUUUCUACGACAACAUGUUGGCACAGUGUCACCCAGAGCAAGGGGACUAUGGCUUCCACCACUUUGGCAACUUUGAGAAGAUUCUCCCUUUAAUUGUGCAGAACUCAAGAGAGACAUAUUACGAGGUUGGCAAUCUAAAUCCAGAGCGAUACCCAGAAGCUUUGAAUCUACCCGAGUAUGUGAGAGAGAAUUAUGGGAUGGCACGCAACUUCUAUAAGAGCAAUAAAGAUCGUAUCAUUGUAAGAUACAAGUCGCCAAAUUUGAUACUGAAGGUGUACAUCACACAACACCAAUCUGAGGGCUUUGAUACUGAACACACUCACCUCUUGGGUCACAACCUUAUUCAGGACAUCAAACAUGCUGAUCUGGAUCUGGGGACCUUCCUAAGGCAGGCUGGAUUCACCUCUUACCUGACAUGGUUUCCUCCUCUUCAUAACAUCAUCAGCUCUAUUCAGUAUGCCAGUGGCAUCACAGACAAUAGGUCUGAGUCUGAAUCUAUGCCCUUAAGGAGGGAGAGGAUCCAGGACUCUGAACUGGGUCUGCCCCUCUCGGAUCUCCAUGCUGCAUCAUGCACUCUUAAAAUGAGCAUUCUGGGAGGCAUAAUUGCUUUGAUCUUACUGGUUGUUCUUAUUGUUACCCUGUAUUUCCUGGGUGUGUUCUAGCGUAAAGGGCAUUUGAUUAAAUGGUUGCAGGAAUAGUCAAGACUGGUUUAAUCCUUUCAUGAAGUUCAUUAUUAUUGUUAUUAUCAAAACAGUAACAGAAGUCUUUGGUGAUAAUGUCCUGUAUGUCCAAAACAAUAAUGUUGACCCAAAUUAUCACCUAAAAAAUGUUUUGCACUGUUUACCAUGGUUUUCUGAUUGAAUGACAUGUUUGGUCACAACGAUAUGCAACAGCCUUUUGAGGUAGUUCUACUUCUGUCUUGUCAGAACUUUUGCAACAACAUACUGAUUGGCUAGAACUGUUAAUGGCUCUGUCCAGGCAAUUUUAUUGUCUCCAUAUUUACAAAGCAAGAGGUAUAUACUAUGAAACUAUGUUAUGUAUAAAGCAAGAUAUGGGUUCAUAUUUGGCAAGCAAAGGAAAAAGUUGUUGUAUUGUUGCUUGCUAUUUUAAAUAUA